AUGGCGCUCCUGCAGGUUCAACAAACGCUGUAUUGUCCCCUGUUCCGGCGGAAAUCAGUGCUAAUUCAAGAAAAUGGAGAAAAUGAUGCGAAACAGAAGAAUGGCAAGAAGCGUUCGUUCGGGUGUGUGAGGGUCGCUUUCGUAGCGUUUUUGGCCUCCUCGCGGGCGGCGUCUGACCUCAAGCCCCGCCCACCCAGAGCACACUUCCGCUUCACGUCGCUCUUCCACGGGGGAGAUGGGCGUGAUGGGCGUGAUUCCUCUUCCGCCCACGAGUCGUCUCUGCGCCGCCCACACGAUGUCAUUCCCUUUUUAGAUCUAUCGCCACUGCGCCCCCCUCCCGCCCACUUAGCAGCGCCUCCUCCCAGCCCGCACGAUGGGAUGCCCCACCUGGAUCUACGCCCACCUCCCCUCCCGACCCACCCGGAGCCAUCACCGCAUAGUCCACACGCCGAUGUAGCCCACCGACAUCCGGCACUCCAUCCUGAUUCACCGCUUCAUAGCCUACAUGGAGAUCUAACCCACCCUGGCCCACCUCCUCAUAGCCUACAUGAUCUAACCCACCCUGGCCCACCUCCUCAUAGCCUACAUGAUCUAACCCACCCUGACCUACCUCCUCAUAGCCUACAUGGAGAUCUAACCCACCCUGACCUACCUCCUCAUAGCCUACAUGGAGCCCUAACCCACCCUGACCCACCUCCUCAUAGCCUACAUGAUCCAACCCACCCUGACCCACCUCCCCGCCCACCCUCCGCCCGCACAACUCGCCAUUACGCUGCUUCGGAAUAUGAAAGUGUAAACAAAAAGCCUUACGAAUUCGAGUACGGAGUGAAAGAUGCUUACCAUGGUACUUCUUACUCCAGACAAGAGGAGAGCGACGGACACGAUACCAAAGGGCAAUACCAGGUGAAGCUCCCCGACGGCCGCAUCCAGACGGUGAUCUACCGCGCAGGAGUCGACGGCUUCCACGCAGAAGUCGUGUACGAGGGAGAGCCUCACUAUCCGAAGGAGAAGCCUCUGAAGGGGUCCACGCCGUUAGCCCAUUCCCUGUCGCCUGUCCACUCGGCGACCGCGAAACCUCCCCAUACUGUAUCGAAGCUGGUUUACACGUCGCCGAAGCCGGUUUACACGACGCCGAAGCCGGUUUACACGACGCCGAAUUCGGUCUUUUCCAACACGGGAAAGCCGGUUCAUACUCUGCCGAAAAUAAGCUUCACUACAUUUAAGCCAGCCUCCUUCACCCCAGUCCACAGCACGCCGCACCACACUAAGCCGAAGUCAGUGCAUGCGCCAAAGCCGGUUCUCAGCACGCCAAAGCCAGUCCAUGUCACACCAAAGCCAUUUCAUUCGACGUCAAAACCAGUUCGUACAACUUUGAAGUCUAUUCAUGUUACACCAAAGCCAGCCCAUGGUACGUUAAAGCCAUUUAUUACAACACCAAAGCCGGUUCACAGUACUUUCAAGCCAGCUCUCACAACGCCAAAGCCAAUCAGCGGUACAUUCGAGUCCUUUUUUACAACCCCAAAGCCAGUUCAUAGUACUUUCAAACCUAUUCACACUACAGCAAAGCCAGUCCACAGCACAUUAAAAUCAGUACUCACAUCUCCCAAACCAAUUCACAGUACUUUCAAGCCAGCUGUCACAACCCCGAAGCCAGUUCACACAACACCACAUGUCACAGCAAAGCCAAUCCACACUACACUCUAUACCUUAGCAAGACCAGUCAAAACCACUUCGAAGCCAUUCUUAGGUCAAAUAACAUCUAAGCCACAGCACGCUACGUCAGACUCACAACUCACCACACCAAAGCCACUCCACUUCUCUACUCUUGGACCAGACUUUCACUCCACUCCACUGUCGCUGUUCACCAAAUCCCCCGAACAGUUUUACAGCAUCUCUCCCGACUCAGGCCUCCCUCAGGAACCCGUGCCUGUUUACAUCGUGACAGGAAAGCCACUCUCUACCACGCUAAAACCCGCCUACCACGUCAGUCCAGAAUCGAUAUACAACACUGCCCACCAAGAACUCUUCCGAAUUACACCAAAGCCUUCCCAAGCCACAACCCAAAAGCCAGGAUUCCAAAAUACACCAAAAUCGGUUCAUAAUGUCUCGCCAAAACCGACACACCACACUUCGCCAAGGCCACUUCAUGUGAGUAAACCAAACAUUGUAACGGAACAUCCUUUCCCAACAACACCUACAGCAUUAAGCCUUGGUAAGGUACCACUUUCUCAAAACAAAGAACCAGUUCACCCUACCAAAGGACUUGUUUCCCACGAGAAGGACCUGGUUCACCAUAACGUAGAACCUGUCCACCAUAAUCUGCAAUCGGUUACGCAUCCGAAAGAACCACUCCAUCACGACAAGAAUCCGAUAUUUCAUGAAAAACAUCCUUCCAUCCACCAGACGACGAGCCUUCCUCCCCUAACAGACAAGCCUUUUACCCCGAGCCUUCCACCGACCUUGUCACCGCCUCCACUCCCGAACCUUCACACGUCGUCUGUACCCCAUCAGAACACCAAGGCAGAACACGCACCAAAUUUAGCCAUCCAGGCAAAGCCCCAUCUUACACUUACGUCCACAACGACUAUACGACCUCCACAGUUGCCUUUGAGUGUCACGUUCCCAACACAGUUGCCGGAUAUCGGGCCUUUGCCUAAUCCCAAACCGAUUCUUGUUCCUCACGCCGAAGCCUCGCCGGAGCAGCCUCUGCACCCUCGCCCAACUAGACCACACAAUGGACAUGCUCCAGGUCUCCACCUUCACUCCACAUCAAAACCUCCCGUGAGCUCCAUCCCAACAAGACCAACAAUCAUUCCCGGUGGCGUUUCAAUCUCUCAGUCCUUGCCUCACCCAUCAAGGCCACACAAUGGACAUGGCCUCAUUCCGGUUUCCCAGUCCCUGCCCAGUCGUCCACCAAGACCACACAAUGGUGAUCGCCUCAUCCCGCUUUCCCCUCCAUUCCCAAACCAGCCUGUUAAGACGCGCCCAACCGUAUCACACAAAGUACAAGAACACAAUCUACCGCAUUCCCUGUCCGAUCUUCCUCCAGAAACCCUUCCACCUCGUCCCCACGAGGAAAAAGACCGCCUUCCGUUCUUCCAUUCUCUUCCAGACCGUCCUCUAAGGCCACACGACAAACACCCCCACGUUCCACUCGCCCACUCCUCGCUGGAUUUGCCAAAACGCGACCCCACUCGCAUUAGGGACACCCAGUCCCCAUUCAGACUGCCCCUAGAACCUCAAUCGCCGAUACCUGAAGGCGAACACAUUCAAUUCACAUCCUCCCCUAAGCCAACACUGUCGCCGCCUCCUUCCAUACUCCCGACCGACGAAAUCCACUCUCUCCUCGAGGGACCUUUAAGCACCCUCGUCACCCACGACCCCUUCAGCAUACACGUUCAGUCCGGCACUGACUCGCACCCCUUUGUGACAGAGCCAGCGGUGACGGACGACCUCCACCUCGGACUGAAGUUCAAGGAGCCCCUAUUUCGUUCGGACAAGCCCCUUCUCGCGACGUCUCGGAGAAGACUCGAAUCCCGAGAAGAGCUCGCGGACUCUGGUCGCUCUGAUGCUCAGUCGCGCUGA
This is a messenger RNA of Penaeus chinensis, 3585 nucleotides long. RefSeq names its product extensin-2-like. Gene Ontology annotation, cellular component: extracellular matrix. Bases 1 to 3585 code for a protein of 1194 amino acids. NCBI's taxonomy places the organism in Eukaryota, Metazoa, Arthropoda, Malacostraca, Decapoda, Penaeidae. The transcript is spliced from 6 exons. The record is from RefSeq and is a predicted model, not a curated record.